This is a messenger RNA of Darwinula stevensoni, 937 nucleotides long. Lineage: Eukaryota; Metazoa; Arthropoda; Ostracoda; Podocopida; Darwinulidae. The record is from the annotation of a GenBank genome assembly.
AUGAUCCUGAAAAAAGUGGACAGUUUGUACGUGGAAGAGAGGCGCCAGCUGAGGGUACAAAUAGAAUGGACGGACUCACUCCUCCUCUUCCAGGCUCAUUACCAUCUCUACGAUGAUGUGGCUCGAAUUCACAACUACCAAAUGAGGCGGGAGAUCAGCGCUCUCCAGGCUGAAAAUUAUAGUUUGGAGAGGCAAUUGUUCAGUUAUCAACGGUCAAUAGCCCUAGCACACUCUAGGGGCCAGUAUUCAGAAGAUACAGAUGAAAUCGGGGAUUUUCGAUAUAGAGAUGAGGCCCAUGAUCGUCCUCCAUAUUCCCUCGCCGAUCGUAGUGUCUCCACUGAUACAGAAUAUGCCUAAAGAUGGGCCCAUUUAUCUUACCAUCACAUCUUUCUGCAGUCCCUCUUUUAUCAUCGUUACUUUUUUCGUCAUAACGCGUAUAUCUCUCCUUCAAUCUUACAAGUGCCUUAUGUUCUUUCUUUCUAAUGCUGUAUACCUCGAACCUGGAAAGUGGAUUGAUCCAAUGAAUUUCAUAACGCUUAGUGUCAAUGAAGGCAACCACCCCUUUAUUGAACAGAUUUUGCUUACGGUUUUAAAGGGAAGAAUGUUAAUUUAUUAUGUCAGGAAUCAUGAGAAGCUUCCUGAUCAAGUUACUUUUUGUUAUUGAUAAUUGAGGAUAUCCUUGAAGUGUAUUUACUUUAAUAUCUCCUGGGAGAAGCUUGUGCCCCCUGUGAUGAGUGCCUCUCAUCUACAUCCCAGUGUAGAUGAGAGUAUUUUCUCAACCUCUAUAGGAACCCUACAAUAAGUGAAUGACCUUAUUCGACUCCCUUCUUCCUCGGUGCCUCACAUGCCAACUUUGAACUAUAUCUUCGUGUAUUCAUUAAUCUUAUCUCUAUUCUGUACCACUCUCUAAGAUCAUUGUCCUUUCCCAAAGACUGCA